Diprion similis is the source of this 1944-nucleotide messenger RNA. RefSeq lists its product as uncharacterized. The record is from RefSeq and is a predicted model, not a curated record. NCBI's taxonomy places the organism in Eukaryota, Metazoa, Arthropoda, Insecta, Hymenoptera, Diprionidae. Gene Ontology annotation, molecular function: oxidoreductase activity. The transcript is spliced from 11 exons. Bases 232 to 1824 code for a protein of 530 amino acids.
UUCAUGUCCCAUGCGAUUUAUGGAGUGCAACUCAAGGCGAGUCGAGCGUAUUCUGAGAAUAAAUUUGCAUCAUAGUUAUGCCAAUGGAACCGCAGAAUAUCGAGUAGCUGGUCAAACCAGUUGAUAUAUUUUUCAAAUGAUCUUCAAUGGAUCGAUUUCAAACCCCGCAAGUGCGAUCCUAUUACUUUGAGCCUCGUUCAAGAGUCAGUUCUGGUCCAGAAGUUCGUCAGAAUGGAGCGAUGGGUUUCCAAAGUGGCGGUCGUGACGGGGGCGAGUUCCGGGAUCGGGGCUUCCGUCGCCCAGGAGCUGGUGCGUCAAGGAAUGAUAGUCGUCGGGCUCGCGAGGAGGAAGGAAAAGGUCGAAAGACUUGCGGAUGGGUUAAUCGAAUUCCCGGGUAAACUUCAUCCCGUGGAAUGCGACGUCUCCAAAGAGGAAAGCGUCCUCGCAGCGUUUUCCUGGAUCCGGAAGGAACUUGGAACCGUCGAUGUCCUGGUGAACAAUGCUGGGAUCGCGAAGGAAACGACGCUGACUGAGGGUUCCCUAGAGGAAUGGCGGGCCGUUUUCGACGUUAACAUCUUCGGCCUCUGUCUCUGUACCAGAGAAGCUGUGCGGUUAAUGCGCGAGGGUGACACCGAGGGACUUGUUGUCCAUGUAAACAGCCUCGCUGGGGAACGUGUCCCUGCGGUUCCUGGAUUCGGCGUCUAUCCAGGGUCUAAGCGCGCCCUUACUGCCAUGGCCGAAACCCUGCGCCACGAAUUAAGAGCCACGAAAAUUCGGGUCACGUGCGUCAGUCCUGGUUUAGUAGCGACGGAGUUACUGGCUGGUUACUCAGCUUUUUCUGAAGAAGUUUUGGCAGCCAUGCCUGCUCUUCAACCCGAUGACGUGGCAGCAGCAAUUGCCUACGUUUUAUCGACACCGCCUCACGUACAGGUACAAGAUAUUUCGCUCCGUCCGCUCGGCGAAUCUUGCAAGCACUGUUUAACUAACGCAGAUGUAUUAUACAUCGAUUACUUAACCAAGAAACCUAAUUUUAGACUGAUAAUAGUUAUGGUUGUGAAUUUCUACGGCACGGUCAUGGAACGUUGGGAAGGUAAACUGGCGAUGGUAACCGGUGCCGCCGAUGGAAUCGGUGCAGCCAUCGCCGAGGCGUUGGUCAAGGGUGGGGUUAACGUACUCGCCCUGGACGUCAAGAUCGUCCGACUUUUUUCUCUCAGAGAGAGACUCAGGCUCGCUCCAGCAAAGCUUUACCCCAAGCAAUGCGACGUCAAUAAAUUGGAGGAGGUUGAGGCUGCCUUCAAGUUUGCAAAGGAUACAGCAGGCGGUGUUGAUAUUCUGAUAAACAACGCUGGAGUCACCCAUCUCUCAAACAUCACUGAUGGUGACACCGAAGGUUUCCUGAAGGUCCUUCAGACGAACGUCCUGGCCGUAGCUCUGUUCACCAAGGAGGCCGUCCAAUCGAUGCGUGACCGUCAAGUCGACGGACACAUCAUCAAUAUUAACAGUAUCCUCGGUCAUCAAGUCAUCGGUAUCAAUCGAGGUUUGUACGCACCCAGCAAGUUCGCGGUCACUGCUCUAACGGAGACAGUCCGUCAAGAGUUGAUUGGUGUUGGAAGUGGAAUCAAAAUUACGAGCAUCAGCCCGGGUGCCGUAAGUACAGAAAUCCUUGAUACAGCAGCUGCCGAAGCAAACGUUCCGGUAUCGAAAAUGGACGUUCCACGACUGGAGCCCUCGGAUGUCGCAGAUGCCGCAAUUUACAUUCUGUCAACCCCACCAAACGUUCACAUUACGGAAUUCACAAUCCGACCACUUGGCGAAACUCUCUGAGGCAUGGAGGUUACCCUGCAGCAAUGCCGACACACUUGGGCACUCUGGCAUACCGAACCCCUAACUCGAUUACUUGAUUAGACGCGUCAUGUCAUGUGUGGAACACCCUACUUGAGAAUA